Messenger RNA from Rotaria sordida, 2466 nucleotides. NCBI's taxonomy places the organism in Eukaryota, Metazoa, Rotifera, Eurotatoria, Philodinida, Philodinidae. The record is from the annotation of a GenBank genome assembly.
AUGUCGUAUCACAAAUUUUUCCGUUUAAUCCCUGCCAUCUAUGGUAUUGUUAUGAUUUUAGUCAUAACAUGCAUAUUCACACGUGGUUUUACUGAUAGUCGAAAAAAUUUAAUUGAUCAAUUAUACCCAUUUGAUUAUCCUCGAACAUAUGUUGAACUUUACUUUAUUAUACUUAUUGAUUCUAUUAUUUUAAUAUUUUUUUCAUGUAUUUCUCUAUGCAAAUAUUUUCAACGUUUAAAAUAUUUUCGAUGGAUUCGUUUAAUUCUUAUGUUAUUUCAAUUAUUGAUUUAUGCAUAUUCUUUAAGUAAAUUUCUUGUUUUUUAUGAAUGGAGAAAUAUUCGUGAAUCAACUUCACCAUAUCAAUUAGAUCGAUUCGAUGGUUUAGCUAUUGUUUUUAUUCCAUUAUUAGCAUUAGGAGGAAUUUUAAUAUGGAUUAUAUUUUUUAAAAUUAUUAAUAUUCAACAUGUAAAUCGUACGAUAGAUCCAGAACGACAACAUCUUAUUAAUGAAACACCAAGACGAUUAUAUACUGAAGAAACAAGUCCCUUGGCUGUAGAUGUUGAAGGAACAUCGCCUAUUAAUGAAACGGAAAGCAAAGACAUUCGAGUUCAAAUAAAAGAAACCGGUAGUUCAUGGUGGCGAAUAGUAAAACUUGGUAGACAAGAAUGGAAGUUCUAUGCUAUGGGUUUUUUCUUCUUAUUAAGUGCUGCGCUAGGUGAAAUGUUUCAACCAUUUUUCUCCGGCAGCAUUAUAAGUUCUGUUGUUGAUAAAAAUUGGCAUAAAUUUAUUACGAGUAUAUUUUGGUAUCUUGGUAUAUCACUUAUUUAUGUAAUUACAUCUGGUCUUCGUGGUUUUAUUUUUUCAAUAACAAGUACGAAUUUAAUUCAACGUCUUCGAGAUACGGUUUUUACUUCUAUUGUAAAACAAGAUAUUGAAUUUUUUGAUGAAACUAAAACAGGUGAAAUAACUUCUCGUCUAUCAUCAGAUAUAACAACAGUUGGUGAAGCUGUUUCGGUUAAUUUAAAUAUAUUUUUACGUAGCAUGGUUCAAGCAAUUGGAACCACUAUUAUGAUGUUAAUACUAUCAUGGAAUUUAUUUCUACUGAUAUUGAUAACUGGUCCAUUAGCAUUUGGUACAGCUAAAAUUUAUGGAGAUCUUAUGAGUAAGCAACAACAGAAAGUUCAAGAUGCAAUAGCUAAAUCCAAUGCUUUAGCUGAAGAAGUGAUUUCCACUAUUCGUACUGUAAAGUCUUUUGCAAACGAAGAUGAAGAAGCUCAAUUAUUUCAUAAAAAAAAUGAUAUUGUUCGAAAAUAUGCAAUUCGACAAGCAUUUUAUUAUUUUGGUUACAUGUGGAAUGCACAAAUUUUAAUUGUAAUACUUAAUUUAGGUACACUUGCUUACGGUGGUUAUAUUGUAAUGAAUAAUCGAUUAAAUGUUUCCAAUUUUGUUUCAUUUGUUUUAUAUCAACAACGAUUAGGCGAUGUUCUUAAUUCAAUUAAUGAUGUUUAUACAGGUUUAAUGAAAGCAAGUGGUGCAUCAAUAAAAUUAUUUGAAUAUAUUGAUCGAAUACCAAAAAUUGUUAAUAAUGGAAUUCAAAAACCGAAUAAUUUUCAAGGACGUAUUGAAUUUAGAAAUGUUUCAUUUUCAUUUCCAAAUAGAAAAACUGAUAAAGUUUUAAAAAAUAUUUCAUUUACUGUUCAACCUGGACAACAAGUUGCACUUGUUGGACCAAGUGGAAGCGGAAAAACAACAUGUAUUAGUUUAUUAGAACAUUUUUAUGAAGCCGAUGAAGGUCAAAUAUUAAUUGAUGAUAUACCUGUUCAAAAUUAUGAUUAUAAAUUUUAUCAUGAAAAGGUUUCACUUGUUAGUCAAGAACCAGUUCUUCAUGCUCGUUCAAUUAAAGAUAAUAUUCAAUAUGGUCUUACAGAAAAGAAAUCACAAGAAGAAAUUGAAUAUGUCGCUCAAAUGGCUAAUGCUCAUUCAUUUAUAUCACAAUUUCAAGAUGGUUAUGAAACUGAAUGUGGUGAACGUGGAGUACAAAUGGCUGGUGGACAAAAACAAAGAAUUGCAUUAGCAAGAGCAUUAAUUCGUUCACCAAAUGUUUUAUUAUUAGAUGAAGCUACAAGUGCUUUAGAUGCUGAAGCUGAAGCUCAAGUACAAGAAGCAAUAGCUCGUACAGUUAUUGGUCGUACAGUACUUGUUAUAGCUCAUCGAUUAUCAACAAUUCGUAAUGCAGAUAAAAUUAUUGUUAUUAAAUAUGGAGAAAUUGUUGAAGAAGGUACACAUGUUGAUUUAAUGAAUAAACAUGGUUUAUAUUAUCAAUUAGUUAAACGACAAACAGAACAAAAUGAAACAGAAACAAGAAAUCGAUUGAGUCAAAAUGAUCAAACAACAAUAUCAAUUGGCAUUCCAUUAACUGAUAAAAAAUAUUCAAAUUCAUUCAAUAUGAAAGAACUAUCUAUAUAA